ACACGUUCAGCCGCGUGUUUCCCUAUACAGCUGAGGAUGCAUGUGCCACGUGGAUGGCUGUUGCUACUUGUGCUGCUGUUGUCAGUAUGCUUCAGCCUCAGUGGAGCACGCUCGUACCGACUUCCAUCCGAGGAACCUGAAGAGGAACCAGAUGACAUUGACCUGGAGAGCGAGGGCGACGAACCAUCAGAGGAAACUGAAGACCCAACGAUGGAUGAAGAAGAAACGGAAGAAGACGGAAUCGAAGAAGAUGGAGUGGAAGAUGAUGGAUCGGACGAAGAGAAUAUGGAGGAGAGAAUGGGAGAAAAAACUCACGGAAGAGCUCAGGGGCGGCUGACCGUUCAACGUG
This is a messenger RNA of Dermacentor silvarum, 349 nucleotides long. Its product is annotated as nucleolar transcription factor 1-like. The record is from RefSeq and is a predicted model, not a curated record. The transcript is spliced from 2 exons. NCBI's taxonomy places the organism in Eukaryota, Metazoa, Arthropoda, Arachnida, Ixodida, Ixodidae. The annotation marks the transcript as partial.